Molecule: messenger RNA, 399 nt
Organism: Thelazia callipaeda (thelaziosis nematode)
Lineage: Eukaryota; Metazoa; Nematoda; Chromadorea; Rhabditida; Thelaziidae
Source: the annotation of a GenBank genome assembly
AUGGAUGAAAUCACAAAGACUUGCACAGAUUUCGAUACAGUUAUUACUAAAAGAACGGUGAUGGAAUUGAGUUCAAAUGAUUACAAAAGUGAUAAGGAAAGUAUUAUCUGCACUAGUACCAUCAGUAAUACUGAUAAUUCUUCUCUUACUAGUACUUUCAAUUCUUUAUCAUUACUGAAUUCCUCAAAUUAUUUUAUUCACGAUAAAUUACGUGAAAAUACGCAAUCACCAAGUCUCGAUAAUAAUAAUCACUCUUAUUUACCAUCACUUAUUAUGGCUACACCGCAUAUUGAACCCUUUGAUAUUUCUUCACAACACACAGUUCAGGAAUUGGAUGAAAAACGUGAAAAUGAAAAAGUUUACGAAUAUUUGCUUCGACUCACGGAAGUGAGAAAGUAA